AUGGAGGAGGCAACUGAACAGUUAAAGAAGUCAAAGAGUAAGAACGUCCUGAAGAAAGUUGCCGCAAAAGUGGACGGCAUGUGGAAAGAGCCUGAUUUGCUCGUAUUGCACAUCGGCGAAAAUUUAUACGAACAGCUCAUCUACCACUUGAAUUUGCUCUCAGGGGUGAAGAAAGAAGGCGAAAAGAGACCACUACCGCCCAUGGCGCCGUGGAAAAAGUUCCAGAUGUUCUUGCGAAGGGUCAUUCAGAAUCCCGUCUUUGAGUGGGCAGUCAUGCUCGUCAUCCUUGCCGCAGGUAUUAUUGCUGGUGUGACCGCGAGCGCUUCGUCCACGAAAACGAGUGGGUGGGAAAAAGACUCUGAGUUGGCUUUCAUGAUCGUGUUCUCGAUUGAACUCGGGAUCAAAUUCUUCUCGUUUCUCGACAGGGAACUUUCAUUUUUUUUCGGCGCGGAAAAGUGGUGGAACUUAUUCGACUUGGCGGUUGUUGUCAUCGGUUUCAUUCCGAGCUCAUCUCCUGGCGCUGCUGUAGCGGUUCGACUCUGUCGACUCAUGAGAAUCAUGCGCCUGGUGCGCAUGAUAAAACCGCUUCAGAUCGUCAUUCUGUCGCUCAUCGCAGGCGUCAACUCGAUCAUAUACGUUGCAUUGUUCAUGAUUAUCAUGUUCUUCGUAUACGCAGUCGCGGCUGUGCAAGUAUUCAGAAGGAACGAUCCGUUCCACUUCGGAAAACUCUCGAGCGGAGUCGUCACUCUUUUCACGGUUUCCUUCCUCGAGGACUGGCGCCCCGUGUUCGACAUCAACUACAACGGCUGCGACAUAAAUUUGUACGGUGACGUGGAUGAUGCGCGAUAUUACUCCUCGGUCAUCGGUAUGGAGUGGUCGCAAAAUAUUUCCUCCACGAUUUGUCCCAACCCGCAAAGGCAAAGAGUUUUCGCUGUGAUAUUCUUCUUCUCGUACAUCCUCGUCUCAGGCAUGGUGCUCGUCUCCGCGUUUGUCGGUAUCAUCGUGACAAGCAUGCAGUCUGCGAGCGAAACGGUCGCGAAAAAGCUGGAGAUACAGCAACGCAUAGAUAAAAUCGCGCAUUAUUUUCAACUUUCGCACGAAGCGGUGAAGAACACGGGAGAUGUCUACACGCUUUUAGACUCGGGAUUCCAGGGCGCGAUCACGGAGGGGCUGUUGCUGCAAAAAAUGGAGAUACUGGACAUUCCGACCAACGAGGAGUUUCUCAAGCGCACAUUUGCCACCGUAAACGGGAUCACGGACACCCCUUUCGACGAGGCCGAUUUCUUACUCUUGACUGCCCUGGCGGAGCGCGCGCGGAAGACGCAAACAAAGAUGGCGCAGGACGACGACGACGACGAAGAAGAAGAAGGCCUCUACGACGACGAAGGUACCUUCGUCGCGUCGAAGAACCUGAAAGACUUGAUCGAGUCUCACAGGAACAUAGGUAAGCAAGGAAAACGAGCCAUGUUCAAGAGAGCUCCGAAGGACAAAGUCUAG
This is a messenger RNA of Ostreococcus tauri, 1497 nucleotides long. RefSeq names its product Voltage-dependent channel, four helix bundle domain. The coding region runs from base 1 to 1497 and encodes 498 amino acids. Gene Ontology annotation, biological process: monoatomic ion transport; transmembrane transport. The record is from RefSeq and is a predicted model, not a curated record. Gene Ontology annotation, cellular component: plasma membrane; voltage-gated sodium channel complex. NCBI's taxonomy places the organism in Eukaryota, Viridiplantae, Chlorophyta, Mamiellophyceae, Mamiellales, Bathycoccaceae. Gene Ontology annotation, molecular function: voltage-gated sodium channel activity. The transcript has a single exon.